UGUGUGUGUGUGUGUGGAGAAAACGCGGAUCGUUUCUUGCGUAUGUGUGGAGUAACACCCGUGACUUGCCGUCCCCAUCUUCCUCCACUGGUGACAGUUGAACCGGCCUAGUCUCGCCUUGCCUGGUCUCGUCUCGUCUUGUCCUUUCCCCAUCGUCGGUCUCUCUGUCUCUCUGUUCUGUCUGUCUGUCUGCGCGGGAGUUUCCUGCCUGUUCUGUCAUCAAUCCCGCGUGCGUGCUUGCUUGCUUUGGCGCUCUAAUACCUCUCGCGGAUCGGAUUGUCUGGAACAUUGAUUCAGCUACACCACGCUACACUACUCUAUACCACUCUCCUCCGUCUCUCCAUCCACCAACCCCCGUCGUAUUCUUUCUUUACACACACACCACACCCGUCCACCCACCCUGCUCUCGCUGACCUGACCACCCCACCGCCCUUAUCGUUCUGCUACACAUCGUCCACUGUGCUGCAUAAGCACUUAUAUAUUUACCCGCCCACUGUUAUCCCCCGUCGCUCCCGUCGCUUCACGCAGUCAGUCGCUUUGUCUCGCCGCUGUCGCUCGACGACCGGCGCGUUACCCUGCUCAAAUGGCUACCACCUCGUCUGAUGUCCCACCCUCGACGGCCACUCCUCCUGCCGCCCAACCCGCUUCGGGCUCACGGCCGACGAGCAGAGAGCAUGCAGCACGACCUGCAAGCCCCGUCGAGAUGAAGCCGUUGCCAGCAUCAGACCCGCUAAUCACCAAUCCCGCCGAAACAUCCACCGAUGCGCAAUCCGCAGACCCCACCGCAGUCGUAUCGACCACCUCCAAACCCGCUGCUCCCGCUGAUUUAAGUCGCACCGAAACCGAAGCCAUUGGUCCCUCCACCGACACCCCUGCUGCGAACCCAGACAACACCAAUGGACCUGUCGUCGUCAUCAUGCUGCUGCUCACAACAGGCGCACGACAUCCGUACAAGAUUGAUGAGAAGUACCUUAAGAAGCGCAAUGUCACAGUGGAGGAUAUGGACCCGUACAACAUCAGUGUAUAUACGCUCAAAGAACUCAUAUGGCGAGAUUGGCGCGAAGAGUGGGAACCCAGACCGACCACUCCCAGUUCAAUACGGCUUAUACAUUUCGGUCGCAUGUUGGAAGAUAAGAUCCCUCUCAAAGAGUGCCGAUUCCAGUCGGAAACACCAAAUGUGGUUCAUAUGACCGUAAAACCGCAGGAAGUCGUCGACGAGGAGGAUGCAAAAGGUGGCAAAGGAGGAAGUCGCCGCGAUACAGAUGAAGAGGCGACUGCUGGUUGUCGCUGCGUCAUCCUAUGA
Periconia digitata is the source of this 1303-nucleotide messenger RNA. NCBI's taxonomy places the organism in Eukaryota, Fungi, Ascomycota, Dothideomycetes, Pleosporales, Periconiaceae. The record is from the annotation of a GenBank genome assembly.